Colletotrichum acutatum is the source of this 1950-nucleotide messenger RNA. Its product is annotated as phthalate transporter. NCBI's taxonomy places the organism in Eukaryota, Fungi, Ascomycota, Sordariomycetes, Glomerellales, Glomerellaceae. Gene Ontology annotation, cellular component: membrane. The record is from RefSeq and is a predicted model, not a curated record. Gene Ontology annotation, biological process: transmembrane transport. The transcript is spliced from 12 exons. Gene Ontology annotation, molecular function: transmembrane transporter activity. The coding region runs from base 106 to 1791 and encodes 561 amino acids.
AUGCUUUAUAUAGCAUUGAGGUGAAGCUCCGAGGAGACAACAUAUCCGACACUCAUCCCUCAGCCUCAACACCAAGUCGGAAGGACGACAUCAUCGUCAGGGACCAUGGCGACCGUUCUGGCAAAGAAUACCUUUCAGAAGGGGGAGGCAGACCAAUCUGCCGUAUCUCUUGAAAGCAUCCCGGCUCUCGGGGCCCCCAUCGAGGAGAAGCGGUUUUGGUUCCAGCGGAAUAAGGAUUUUGAUCCUUUCGCUGUAGCUACUCAACCGAGUGUUUUUGACGACCCAGAUUCGGCUGAGAAGUACCAUCCACGGGAAGACUGGGAGAAUCACCACCGCUUUGAUCCUCUCGCCCGAUGGACAUGGGCCGAGGAGUAUGCUUUGGUACGAAAGAUCGACAUACGAAUUAUGAUAUGGGCCUGUAUCAUGUUCAUGGCACUUGAACUGGAUCGCGCAAACAUCAGCCAAGCGAACACGGAUAAUAUGCUGGGAGAUCUGAAGAUGAGCACCAAUGACUUUAACCUCGGUAACACCGUUUUCAAGCUCGCAUUCCUUUGCGCGGAGUUGCCAUCUCAGCUUGUUUCCAAAUGGGUUGGCCCCGAUCGCUGGAUUCCUGCACAGAUGAUCCUUUGGAGUAUCGUAGCCAGCUGUCAGUUCUGGCUCAACGGAAGAGACUCAUUCCUUGCCUGCCGCGCAUUGCUAGGUCUCCUCCAGGGAGGAUUCAUUCCCGAUAUCAUCCUCUAUUUGUCGUACUUCUACAAGCAUCACGAGCUGUCGCUGAGACUUGGCUUCUUUUGGACCGCCAUGAGCAUCGCGGAUAUCCUUUCUGCGAUCUUUGCGUAUGGAUUGCUUCACAUGCGUGGCGUUCAAGGACAUUCCGGAUGGAGAUGGUUGUUCCUCAUUGAAGGGCUGUUGACACUGGUCAUUGGUAUUUUCGGGUUCCUUUUGAUGCCAGCUGGCCCUUGUCAAACUGCGAGUUGGUUUCGUGGGAAGAAUGGUUGGUUCUCUGAACGAGAGGAAGUCAUUCUUGUCAACAGAGUUCUGCGCGAGGAUCCAAGCAAGAGCAGCAUGCACAACCGCGAGCCAAUCACGCCAAGGUUGCUCUGGGACAGUCUCAAGGAUUACGAUCUGUGGCCCUUGUAUAUCCUGGGCCUGACUUUCCAGAUUCCUAUGACACCUCCAUCACAGUACCUCACCCUGACAUUGAAGAACCUCGGCUUCGACACCUUUCAAGCGAACCUUCUCGCUAUUCCGUGGACCGUUGGUCAUAUGGUCACAAUGCUGGCAAUCACAUACCUGGGCGAAGUCAUCGGCGAACUCACCUUUGUCUCGAUGUCUGGUCAGGUGUGGGCACUCCCAUUUUUGAUCUACCUCAAUGUUGUCGACACAUCCGGAGUCAACAGAUGGGUUCUUUAUUCCGUCAUCACGUUGCUUCUGAUGUACCCGAAUCCUCACCCCAUUCAAGUUGGAUGGAAUAGUCGCAACUCCAAUACUGUUCGGUCAAGAACCGUCUCGGCUGCCUGUUACAACAUGUUUGUACAGACGGAUGGAAUCAUUUCUUCCAACAUUUAUCGGUCUGACGAUGCGCCACUGUACAAACGCGGCAACCGGUCUCUCCUCGGCAUUGUCUGCAUGAACUUGGUUCUUUACCCAUUGGUGAAGGCUUACUAUGUAUACCGGAACAAGAGACGCGAUCGGAUCUGGGAAGGUAUGUCGGAAGAGCAGAGACUUGCAUACUUGGAAACAACAAAGGACGAAGGCAAUAAGCGGUGGGAUUUCCGUUUCAGCCAUUGAGGACUCCAUGAUUACGCAGAAUCUGAAGAUCUUCUUACAACUCUUUCGUCGGGGAUGUCGUGGUACAAAUUAGCGCAACCGUAUCUGUUUCAUCUCGGAUAUAUACAGAAAUAUCCAGAUCAAUGGGAAAUGAUAUACACUCCAGAUACGACUCGCUGA